CCCCAGCAGCAGGUGCAGCAGCGGCAGGCGGCCAACCUGCGCGAGCGGAGGCGGAUGCAGAGCAUCAACGACGCGUUCGAAGGGCUGCGCGCGCACAUCCCCACCCUGCCCUACGAGAAGCGGCUGUCCAAGGUGGACACGCUGAAGUUGGCCAUCGGCUACAUCAACUUCCUGAGCGAGUUGGUGGCGUCGGACCGUGCAGGGGCGGCAGGAGGCGUCGGCGGCGGCGCCGGGGGUGGACUCGGCGGUGGCGGGUUGCGCGGCGUGGGCCACGGCCCGCUGCGCGAUCAGCCCAAGAAGGUCAUCCUCAGGGGAGGCUUCGGCUGCCCGUUCACGGCGCAUUCACUAUCGUGGUCGAGCAGCCGGUCGGAGCGCACGCCCACCGCCGCCGGGCUGAUGUUCGCAAAGGUGUGGACUCCAGAGGACCCCAGGGCUGCCAGCAAGGCCGCCUCGGCUGUGCCAGCCGGCGACGCCCCCACGCCGGCGCCGCAGCGCUUCUGACACCAGGUCGCGGUUUCACACAUCCUCUGACUGAAUUACGGAGUGAAUCCUCGCGUCGCUGUGCAGUGUGGACUUCUUCUGUCACAAAUGGCUGGGAGAUCACUGCAGAGACUGAAAGAAGUGGCAGAUUGGACACGCCAUCGGCAGUGUCGUUCACGGCCGUGGAUUCAGCUCAAGUUAGCCCUGUGAGGGACAGUGUGCAUGCUGUUUUGCUAUACCGUCGUCGUAAAUUGUUCAGCUCUCUGAGUAAUGGAAGGGAUGUACCUAAGGAGAAAUGUUACGAAGGUCUUAUUGUGGCAGUGAAUGGCUAGCAGCCAGUGAACAGAGAGAAGCGUCGUCUACAAACACUGAAAUCUCUAGUCACACGUACCGACAAAUUACCUAGGAUGUUUUGCUGCGUGAUCUGGCGUGUUCAGAAUUCAUUGUCUCCACUAGCUUGUUACUGAGCGGUCCCUAGAGUGGCUGACUGGUUGCGAACACAAAGAGUUUCCACAUCUACAUCCAUAUUCCGUGUACCACCUUAUAGUGUAUGAUGGAGGGUACUUUUAUUGCCGCUAUUAUUUCGCACCCUUUGCUCUUCCGUUCGCGAACGCCGCGUGGGAAGAAUGAUUGUCAGUAACCUUUCUGUAUGUCCUUUUUAUUAGUAUUGAGACUUUCCCCGUGUAUUUCUUAACUGUAAACUACUUUCAAUACAGUCAUAUUCAUGCAUUUGUCUGUUCAAGCCAGCGACCUUAUCGCAGUGGUAAUACCGGCCAGAUCACCGAAGUUAAGCGCUAUCGGGCUGGGCUAGCACUUGGAUGGGUGACCGUGCGUUCUGCCGAGCGCUGUUGGCAAGCGGGGUGCACUCAACCCUCGUGCGGGUAAUUGAGGAGCUACUUGAGGGACAAGAAGCGGCUCCGGUCACGAAAACUGACAACAGCUGGGAUAACUCUGUGCUGACCGUGUGCCCCUCCUUAUUCGCAUCCAGUGACGCCUGUCUGUGAGGAUGACACGGCGGCCGGUCGGUGCCGUUGGACCUUCAACGUCUGUACGGACGGUGUUAAGUUUAUUUUAUUUGUCUGUUCAAGGGCAGGUUGUGCUGUACCCUUAUUACCAUCACGUGCUUCUCUCGCAUACUUUCCUACACAUGUCGUUAUGGCUGUUGCUGCCUAGUAACACAUGUUUAAACACGUAAAUAAGAAAGAAACAGUGGCGGCCGGUGCAAACUUUUACAGGUGUGCAACAAUAUUAUGAAAAUAAACAGAAAACAAAAUCAUAAAAAAUUUAUCACAAUAAAAACUAGUACUCCAGACAAAAAAUGAAGUCUGGGACAAUUCUAGUGUCCGAUUCCACUCGGCGGCUUUGGGCAACAACGUCAGAGACGCCACAUAGAGGCAAUCUUUGAAAGCAACGGAUCAUAUUAGUAAACAAAUGAAUGUAGCACACGUUAAAAUUACAAACACAGUUCACAUGAUUAAUUA
Molecule: messenger RNA, 1961 nt
Organism: Schistocerca nitens (vagrant locust)
Lineage: Eukaryota; Metazoa; Arthropoda; Insecta; Orthoptera; Acrididae
Product: pancreas transcription factor 1 subunit alpha-like
Exons: 4
Biological process (GO): developmental process; regulation of transcription by RNA polymerase II
Molecular function (GO): RNA polymerase II transcription regulatory region sequence-specific DNA binding; protein dimerization activity; DNA-binding transcription factor activity, RNA polymerase II-specific
Source: RefSeq, a predicted model, not a curated record